CACCAGGCAUCAGGUCAUUUGGCUCGACAGCGGGCCACCGCAUCAUCUGGCAAGGCAGUGGGCUCCGAGUCAACAGGCACGACAGUGGGCACCGGGUCAUCAGGUACCGGAUUGUCUGGCUCGACAGCAGGCAUCGGGUCACCAGGUAUGACAGCGGGCACUGGGUCACCAGGCAUCAGGUCAUUUGGCUCGCCAGCGGGCACCGCGUCAUCUGGCAAGGCAGUGGGCACCGAGUCACCAGGUACGACAGCGGGCUCUGAGUCAAUUGGCACGACAGCGGGCACCGGAUCAGGUACCGGAUCAUCUGGAUCAACAGCGGGCAUCGAGUCAACUGGCCUAAUAGGAUCGUCAGGCUGGAUCAGUUCAUCAUGCUGGGUAGAGGCAUCAGGCUGAAUGCCGGCGUCCGGCUGAGUAGAGGCUUCAGGCCGAGUAGAGGCUUCAGGCCGAGUAGAGGCUUCAGGCCGAGUAGAGGCUUCAGGCCGAGUAGAGGCUUCAGGCCGAGUAGAGGCUUCAGGCCGAGUAGAGGCUUCAGGCCGAGUAGAGGCUUC
Staurois parvus is the source of this 548-nucleotide messenger RNA. The record is from the annotation of a GenBank genome assembly. NCBI's taxonomy places the organism in Eukaryota, Metazoa, Chordata, Amphibia, Anura, Ranidae.